AUGAACCGCUCGAUCCGGAAGACUGCAGCUGACCUGGAUGUGUCGAUCGGGACUGCCCACACCAUCAUGACGAAGGACUUGGGUUACAAGGCGUACAAGAAACGAAAGGUUCACGGGUUAACGAAGGCUACAACGAAGAAGAGGCCGGGCAGACCCAAACUGAUACUUUCGCGGCACGCAAGUCGGGAGUUCAUGUUUUCUGAUAAGAAACUUUUUGUCUAUCAACAGCCUCACAAUGUCCAAAAUGAUCGGCUGUUAGCGCCGACAUUGACCAACAUCCCCCCAUCCCACAAGAACAUCUUGCGGUUCCAGAGCGCCUCGUUGGUGAUGGUUUGGGGGCCGUAUCUAGGCGUGGGAAGCUCCCACUGGUGUUUACCUUAA
Toxorhynchites rutilus septentrionalis is the source of this 381-nucleotide messenger RNA. RefSeq lists its product as uncharacterized. Bases 1 to 381 code for a protein of 126 amino acids. The transcript has a single exon. The record is from RefSeq and is a predicted model, not a curated record. NCBI's taxonomy places the organism in Eukaryota, Metazoa, Arthropoda, Insecta, Diptera, Culicidae.